Molecule: messenger RNA, 4264 nt
Organism: Rhinolophus ferrumequinum (greater horseshoe bat)
Lineage: Eukaryota; Metazoa; Chordata; Mammalia; Chiroptera; Rhinolophidae
Gene: CX3CR1
Product: C-X3-C motif chemokine receptor 1
Exons: 3
Coding region: 222-1286 (354 amino acids)
Biological process (GO): immune response; G protein-coupled receptor signaling pathway; cell adhesion
Cellular component (GO): membrane
Molecular function (GO): C-X3-C chemokine receptor activity
Source: RefSeq, a predicted model, not a curated record
CCAAGCCUGCAGCACUGCAGUCCCAGCUCACCGUUCUGUCGUGGCCGGGCCGUGAUGGGGACUGAGGAGCAGGAAACCAGACAGUAUUGGCUAACUCUGCAAAUAAAGAUGCCCGCAGAGGGAGGAAAAGGGAAAUACUCUCUGACAGAGUCUGCGUGGGACAAGGUGGCUGAUUGGCACCUCCAAACGUUCCCUUCCCCAGCCCAGCCCAGGCCCUCACCAUGCCCACUCUUGAAUCAACUACAGAAGGCUUUCAGUACGACGAGAGUGCAGAAGUUUGUAACCUGGGGGACAUUGUGACCUUCGGGACUGCCUUCCUGUCCAUAGCGUACUCUGUUGUCUUUGUUUUUGGUCUGUUCGGAAAUUUGCUGGUGGUAUUUGCACUCACCCACAGCCAGAAGCCCAAGACUAUCACCGACGUUUACCUCCUGAACCUGGCUUUGUCCGAUCUGCUCUUUGUAGUCACCUUGCCCUUCUGGGUUCACUAUCUGAUAAGUGAUAAAGGCUUUAACAACGCUGUGUGCAAACUCACUACCGCCUUCUUCUUCAUUGGCUUUUUUGGAGGCAUAUUCUUCAUCACCAUCAUCAGCAUCGAUAGGUACCGGGCCAUCGUCCUGGCUGCCAGCUCCAUGAACAACCGGACCACGCAGCAUGGCGUCACCAUGAGCUUAGGCGUCUGGGCAGCAGCCAUCUUGGUGGCAGCACCCCAGUUCAUGUUCACCAAACAUAAGGAAAAUGAAUGCUUGGGGGACUACCCCGAGGUCCUGCAGGAUAUCUGGCCCGUGCUCCGCAACGCGGAAGCAAAUAUUCUUGGCUUCUUGCUGCCCGUGCUCAUUAUGAGUUACUGUUACUUCAGAAUCAUGCGGACACUGAUUUCCUGCAAGAACCACAAGAAAGCUAAAGCCAUUAAACUUAUCUUUUUGGUGGUCAUUGUGUUUUUCCUCUUCUGGACACCUUACAACGUUAUGAUUUUCUUGGAGACACUCAAACUCUAUGACUUCUUUCCCAAUUGUGACACGAAAAAGGAUCUGAAAUUGGCCCUCGAUAUGACUGAGACAAUUGCGUUUAUCCAUUGUUGCCUCAAUCCCUUUAUCUAUGCAUUUGCUGGAGAGAAGUUCAGAAGAUAUCUUUACCACCUGUAUAGGAAAUGCCUGGCUGUCCUGUGCGGUGGUUCUGUCCAAGUCAGUUUCUCUUCAUCUGAAUCACAAAGGAGCAGGCGCGAAAGUGUCCUGAGCAGCAGUUUUACUCACUAUACCAGUGAUGGCGAGACAUCCAUGCCUCUCUGAAGAGAUUCCCCAAAGCCUUGUCCCUACAGAGAGCCUGGAGUUCUUGAGUCUGACAUUGAUACAAUGAAGACAGAUUUUGUUUGCUUGUUUGUUUGUUUGUUUCUUACAUGCAAGAAAUGAUGGACCCAAUGUCUCCAAAACAACCCUAAAGUGUUUUGAAAAUUGUGCUCAAAAUUUGAAUGAUAAAGGGGAGUCAUGUCUCUUAUUGCAAAAGUCAGGACUUUUUUGUUUACAAAUGACAAAAGUUCAAUCAGACUAGCUUAGCUGAAAGGGAGGUGGUGAGUAUUGUUUAUAUUGUGGCAUUGGCAAGGGAGUGGCUGAGCCGUCAGAGUGUGGAAACUCGGGCUUGAAUGUAGCUGGAAUUUCCUCUCUCUCUGACUCCCAAAUCUCUAAGUGGUGACAAAGCUCCCAGACUCACAUAACACGGCUUUGUCAUCAGAAAAGGACUGAGAUCCGUUUCUCUCUGGUCUCAAGGCCAAAACUCCCAGGGAAGUUCUCUGAUUGGCUAAGGUUGCAUAAGAUGCACAGCCCUAGACCAGGUGGUAGUGUCCAUGGGAAAGACACAGAUAAGCUGCCACAGAUAUGGCAGCUUCCAUUUCCAGGCUCAUGGCUACAGGUUCAGCGAGACAUUAUUUCCAAGAAGUUGGAGGGGUGGGUGCUGUUUCGAUCAGACAGAACAAGAGCUACCCACCGUCUUUACCAUGUAUCUGGCCCAGCCUCCUCUCCAAUUACACUAGCACCAUGCGUUACCAGCCUCCUCUUCCUUAAACCCCUUCAAUCAUGUCCCCAAACCUACAAAGAUUCCACUGCCAACGACACUGAGUCCAAACUCAAAUGCCUGGCCUAUGAGACCCUCCAUCAUGCUGCCCCCCCCAACAGAUUCCCCAUUGGCCCUUCCCAAAGGACUCCCCCCAGCCUGUCAUCCAGGUCUCUCCCAUCUGACCCAUGCAUCUCCACAUGCCCCUGGGCCUAAAGGGAGAAAUAGAAAGAACCCUGGCCCAAACUGAGAAGGGAUGGUUUCCAAUCCCAGCUCUGUCACUUGCCCACUGGGUAGCUUAGGGCCAACCAAGCUUCAGUUUUCUCAUUCGUAGAAUGGAGAUAAUAGUACUUUUCACGUGGCUAGCAUCCUUUCCAGUAUGAGGAACCAGCCACCAACUAUUACAGGUCCCAACACACUUAUCUGGGUCCCAGACUUCAGCUUGCUACCCACCUGGCCCUGUGCUUAAGCCGUGGUGUCCACAGAGCUUAGGAGAAAUGCCAAGUCUCUUCCAGAUAGUCCUACUCACUUUAGGCUUAUUCUAUGCUCAUUAAGUGAUCAUCUAAGGGAGAAGUUGGCUUCCCAGGGACCUUGCCAUGAAGAAAAAUGGAGGAUAUACGCUUUGGGUUACUGGGAAGAGCCCAUCACCCCCCGGAAUCCACUGCAUCUGGAGUGCGUAUAGGAUCUGGUGGGCUAGCCAUCAUCUCUCUGAGAAGCUGUCCCUGAGCACCCAAAGACAGAAUUCACCCCUGGCCCCACAAAGCCAAAAACUAUACCAGGGACCAUGGCAACCUGCCUCUGAGAGGUUCAUCUUGGGUACCACCUAGCCCCUAGAUGGUAUCCCAUAGUCCCCUCACAACUGGGCUGUCUGUCCCAACUCAGAAGCUAAUUUUCUUCUCCACCUGUACCCCACUGCCCCAGAUCAUGGAGACCACUUCAAUUUCAACAUCACUUGUAGUACUGUUUGCUUAAUUUGCUGAGUUAGCAACCACAUUUUGGACUACCCCAAAGGAGUAUUAUCUGAGAACAAGUAAGAGAAAUAGUUCUCAGCAAAUUUAGAAAUAUUUGGCUUCUCUUCAAGACACCCUCCAUCCAUAGGAGGGCCCAGUUGUUUUCUCAAAGAUACGCAGUGCCACGUCCCCAUUCUGUUGUAGGAGGACGUUGUUAGGCAACAGCCAGAGUUCCUCCACACACAUGCCCUAGACAGCUCUAGAAACCACACAACUGUCUCGGCAGGAAAAUUACUUUUACCCAUAGUUCCUCAUUUAUUUAGGCAGAAAUAAAAAUAAAUUUGAAUUUGUAUUUGUUGGAAUAUUAGGUAAGAUUAUUCACUUUUCAAUGUGUUUGUUUUAUAUUCUUUAUAUCGUUUUCUGAUUAUGAAAAAUGCACAGCCAUAGAAAAUACAAAAAGUAAAGCGGUGUAUAAAAAUUUUAAAUUACACAAUAUUCCACCUCCCAGAGGUAACCAUUUGUUCAUAUUGAGACUUCCUACCGUGUCUUUCUCUGCAGAUAGAUUUUUUUUUUAAAAAAAAGAUUUGAGAUCAUUAUAUACAUACCAUUUUUACAUCUUGUUUUGUUCACUUUACAUUAUAGCAUAAACAUUUUCCUAUGUAUUAGACUCCAGCAUGAUUUUUAAUGGUUGCACAGGAGUCCAUGUUGACUUUCUCUAGCUAUCCGAGCCCCUACAGAUGGACAUGGGUGCAGCGCCCAGUUCUUCACUAUUAUGCACAAAACUGUACUGAACAUAAAUCUUUGCGCAUAUAUUUGUAUAAGAGAAAUUACUAGAUUAGUGGAUUUAAGCAUCUGUGUGUCUCUUGCUAGCUACUGCAAAAUCACUUUUCAGAUAGAUGACACUGUGUUGCUGACACUCCAAGAGCCCCAGUCCCUGACUUUAGUGCACACACACACACACACACACACACACACGCGCGCAUGCACACACCUUCCCAGUCUUUUUGGUCAGGAUAUUGUGGGCUUUUGUUAUCCUAUGAAAUACCAGCUACUGACUUCAAGGGGGCAUGGGGAGAGACUUCCAGACUUGAGAGGGGGUGGUAAGCCUGCAUUGUAGCAGAGAGAAAAGGAAAGAAAAGAGGAUUUUAAAAAGUGACAAAUAACACCACAGGAAAAGGAAACAAAGACUGCUCAGGACUUGGGUAAAGGGGACACAGGAGAGGUCCUCUGAGUCAUGCAAAAUCUGGGGGGAGGGAUCAUGGAAAGUCAUU